AUGUUCUUUCAGGUCGAUGAAAAGUCGAAAAUCCAUGGAGGAAACUUGGUUGCAGCUGUUUUAAAGGCACAUGGAGUAAGGGAAGUGUUUACAUUAUGUGGUGGUCAUAUAUCGCCAAUACUCGUUGCGAUUGAAAAUAUUGGCAUUGAUGUGUUUGAUACUCGACAUGAAGCUACAGCUGUAUUUGCUGCAGAUGCAGUUGCGAGACUUCGACAAAGUAUUGGAGUGACUGUUGUAACUGCUGGACCAGGGCUGACUAAUGCUAUAACAGCGUUGAAAAAUGCUCAUAUGGCCGAAUCACCAGUGGUACUUCUUUGCGGUGCUGCCCCAACACUUUUAAGAAAUAGGGGAGCACUUCAGGAUAUUGAUCAAAUUGCUUUGGUUCGAUCUGCAUGUAAAUUUUGUGCACGAAUAACGAGACUAAAGGAUAUCAUACCUACUUUAAAACAAGCAAUCUGUAUCGCUCAAAGUGAUACGCCUGGUCCUGUUUUUCUUGAAUUUCCCGUCGAUGUUAUUUAUCCAUAUAAUAUAGUGACGAAAGAAAUGAAUUUUAUUAAAGAAAGCAAAACAAUAAAACAGAGCAUAAUCAACACAUACUUAGCAAUAAACCUUGCACAUCGUUUUGGUAAUGGAUGGAGAGAGCGCGAUGUAACACCUUUACCAGUUCGCACACCUCUUCCAAGUGAAUCAGAAAUAGAAGAGUUGUCGAAAAUUAUUAAGGAAUCACAAAGACCAUUAUUAAUCCUCGGAAGUCAGGCUAUUACACCGCCGGUUAAACCAGCUGUUUUAAUCAAAGCCGUUGAAAAGCUAAAAAUACCUAUGUAUUUAACUGGAACUACUCGAGGAUUACUGGGAAGAAAUAGCGCAUUGCAGUUGAGACACAAUAGAAAAGAAGUUCUGAAAAAUGCUGACAUCAUAAUACUUGCAGGUGCAGUUUGCGACUUCCGGCUUUCAUAUGGACGUGCACUGUCUCGAAAAGCAAAAAUUAUAGUAAUAAAUCGGAAUUACUCUCAAUUGACGAAAAACAGAGGCAUUUUUUGGAAUGGCCAUUUAUUCAUUCAGGCUGAUGUUGCAUCAACUUUAGUGGCAACAGCACAAGCGUUAGAUUCUCAGGAAUUCUCUGAGAAAUGGAAAAAAUGGUUGGACAGUCUUAUGAUCAGAGAGAAAGAAACCACUCUUUAUAACGAAACUCAAGCUCAAAAACCAUUUGCAGGUGGUGAAUUGAAUCCUUUACGGGUUCUAACAGCAUUAGAUAGGUCUCUUCCUGAUGACGCUAUUUUAAUAGCUGAUGGCGGUGAUUUUGUCGGUACUGCUGCAUAUAUAGUUCGUCCUAGAGGACCUCUUCAGUGGUUGGACCCAGGAGUCUUUGGCACCCUUGGAGUAGGUGCUGGCUUUGCUAUAGGCGCUAAACGUGUUUAUCCGGAUAAACCAGUGAUAAUUAUUUAUGGAGAUGGUUCAUGUGGGUUUUCACUGAUGGAAUUUGACACGUAUUAUCGCCACAAAUUGUCAAUUAUUGCUAUAAUCGGAAAUGAUGCUUGUUGGUCACAAAUCGCUAGAGAACAAAUACCAAUUUUAAACAGUUCAGUUGCAGUAAAUCUGAUUCACACUCGAUAUGACCAGAUAGCUGCUGCUAUGGGAGCAAUCGGAGAAAUGAUAACGAAGAGCGACGAAGAACGCCUUGAAGAACAUUUUGCCAAGGCAGUGGAACUUGCGCGUCUAGGCAGAUCUGUAGCUUUGAAUUUGAUUAUUGGCAAAACCGAUUUUCGAAAAGGUAGUAUUAGUAUAUAA
Dracunculus medinensis (Guinea worm) is the source of this 1788-nucleotide messenger RNA. The record is from the annotation of a GenBank genome assembly. Lineage: Eukaryota; Metazoa; Nematoda; Chromadorea; Rhabditida; Dracunculidae.